Molecule: messenger RNA, 2238 nt
Organism: Strongyloides ratti
Lineage: Eukaryota; Metazoa; Nematoda; Chromadorea; Rhabditida; Strongyloididae
Product: AMP-dependent synthetase/ligase domain-containing protein
Exons: 5
Coding region: 1-2238 (745 amino acids)
Biological process (GO): long-chain fatty-acyl-CoA metabolic process; long-chain fatty acid metabolic process; neuron differentiation
Cellular component (GO): lipid droplet; endoplasmic reticulum; plasma membrane
Molecular function (GO): long-chain fatty acid-CoA ligase activity
Source: RefSeq, a predicted model, not a curated record
AUGGGUACAUUAUCUCAUUUAGAUAAUGUUUAUAUUAUCAUUACAAAUAAAUUUAAAAUGGUAGGUAGAAUUGAAAAUUCUAAGGAUGAUUCUAAUUCAUUAUCCUCAACUGCUCUGAGAUCUAUUUCUAAUAGUCUUUUUAAAUUUGGAGAUAUCUUUACCAACCCAAUUCAUCGCUUUUUUGAUAACCCUAAAAAAAGAUUAGAAAAAUCUAAUUCAAUCAAGGGUGUUAAACUUAAUAACGAAGAUUGUCAUUCUUUUUUUCGUAAUGUAAAAUCUAUUAAUAAGUUAUCAAGCUUAUUAUUUCCUAAUUCAUUAACAUUAGAUAAAGUAUGGGAUCGUUGUGUUCAAUUAUACUCUAAUAAUCCUUGUAUGGGAACAAGAGAAAUCAUUAAAAUUUUUGAUGAAAAACAACCUGAUGGUAAAAUUUUUCAUAAAUGUAAAUUUGGUCAAUAUAAAUGGUUAACAUAUAAAGAAGUUAAUGAUCAAAUAUCCAAUUUAUCACGUGCUAUUUGUCAUUUAAAUUUACCAAAAGGUAGUUUCAUUGUUAUAUUUGCUGAGACAAGAGCUGAAUGGCAAAUUACUGCUCAAGCAUGUAUUAAAUCUGGUUUUCCAAUUGUUACUGUUUAUGCAACUUUAGGAAAAGAAGCUGUAAAAAGUGCUAUCAAAGAGUGUGGAGCUGUUGUCCUUUUUACAACAUCAUCACAUUUUGAAAUAAUAAAUGAUAUUUCAGAUAGUAUAGAAAGUGUUAAAUAUAUGAUUUAUUUUGAAGAUAGAUAUUUUCCAACAUCAAAAGACCUUAAUAAACAAUGUCUUCUUGAUAAAUUAAAAAAUAAAUUUACUAUUUGUGAAUUUUUUGAUUCGUUUAUUUAUUCACAAAAAGAUUCUACUCAACCUAUAAUAUCAAAUUGUAAGGAAGAUGAUGUAUGCUUAAUAAUGUAUACCAGUGGUUCUGUUGGAAUUCCUAAAGGUGUUAUGUUAACUCAUAAAAAUGUCAUUGCAGCUGUUGUUGGAUUAUCAAACGUUAUAAAAGCAUCAGAUAAAGAUAUUUAUGCCGCUUAUCUUCCACUUGCUCACAUUCUUGAGAUAUGUGCUGAAUAUAUUGCAUUUUCAUACGGAGCAAAAAUUGGUUAUUCAACAUCACAAACAUUAUUUGAUACAGCAAUUAGAAUACAUCCUGGAACUAAAGGAGAUACUGCAAUUCUUAAGCCAACAAUUAUUGCUGCAGUUCCAGCCAUUAUGGACAGAAUUUAUAAAGCUGUACUUAAUAAAAUAUCAAAUUCAAAUAAAAUUUCAAAAGAAUUAUUUAACAUUUGUUAUGAAAGAAGAUUAAAAAGACUUGAAAAAGGAUAUAAAAGUAUUUUAAUUGAUAAAUUUGUUUUUAGAAAAAUUAAAAUGUUACUAGGUGGAAAUGUAAGACUUCUUAUUUCUGGUGGUGCUCCACUAAAUCCUGCUAGUCAAAGAUUUAUGAAUAUUUGUUUUGGAUGUCCUGUUACUCAAGGAUAUGGAUUAACUGAAACAUGUGGUGCUGCAACUAUUACAGAACCAUCAGAUAUAUCAACUGGUUAUGUUGGAGCACCAUUAAUUUGCAAUGAGGUAUACUUAAAAGAAUGUCCAGAGAUUGGAUAUAAACCUUCUAAUACACCACCUCAAGGUGAAAUUUUAAUUCAUGGUGAUAAUGUCUGUAAAGGAUAUUUCAAUAAUCCUGAAAAAAAUAAAGAAGAUUUUGUUAUUAUUGAUGGUAAAAGAUAUUUUUGCACAGGAGAUAUUGGAGAAGUCAGAAAUGAUGGAUCUAUUAAAAUUAUUGAUAGAAAAAAAGAUUUGGUUAAAACAUCACGUGGGGAAUAUGUAUCAUUGGGAAAGGUAGAGUCAAAUCUUAUAACUAAUUAUCUCGUUGACAACAUUUGUGUUGUAGUUAAUCCACAAAAGUCACAUACCGUUGCAUUAAUUGUUCCAAAUCAAAACAAUUUAACUAAAUUUGCAGAAAAAAUGGGUAUUGUUGACAAAAGUUGGGAAGAUAUUUGCAAUGAUAGUCGCAUAAAAGAUAGUUUUGUUAGCGAGAUUAAGAAAUUUAGUAAACCAAAUCUUGAAAGAUUUGAAAUUCCAACAAAAGUGUUUCUUUGUCAUGAACCAUGGACACCAGUUAAUGGAAUGUUAACAGAAGCUUUAAAGCUUAAAAGAAAUAUUAUUCAAGAAAAAUACAGGAAAGAAAUUAAUGAAAUGUAUCAAUUAAAAUAG